Racocetra fulgida is the source of this 359-nucleotide messenger RNA. Lineage: Eukaryota; Fungi; Glomeromycota; Glomeromycetes; Diversisporales; Gigasporaceae. The record is from the annotation of a GenBank genome assembly.
AUUUAUCAUCAAAUGAAGCGGGGCCGUCAUAUACACCUACAUACAAUCUUAUGGAAACCGAUGAGCCAGUAAGAUCUGAUAGUGUCCUUGGAUUUGACUCCCUCGCAUUAAACGAAGAUGGCGAUAACGUCGAUGGAAUAACACCAUCGAGGUUAAGAUUAUUCGAACAACAUCUUGAUCGUGUGACAUCUUCGCCAGAUUUUGAUGGUCAAAGAUUAUUUACUACUUUAAUCCAAGAUAUCAAUAACGAAUUGCCGGAAGAUCAACGAUUCACCACAGAAGAGGCUAAAGCAGCAUUAAAGAAGAUGGAGGAUUUAAAUAAGGUUAUGUAUAGUGGUGAAGUAAUUUAUGUUAUUUGA